GGGGCUAUCUCUCUCUUUCGAUCUCUCAUCCUAAUAACACAAAUGUGUGUUUUUAGGAUUCCUAGAUUGAUAUAUAGGUAGUGUUAGUUUUGAUGUGUUUUGGGUGGUUUGUUGGGUAGUUUUGUUGGUUGGUUAAGCCUUUACCAUCCAAACAUCCAAUCCCAUACAAGUUAUAACCAUCCAUCGCCCACAAUUUUCUCUCUUCAUAUUUUGUGCCUCUUCUUUGAUACACUAGCUCUCUUGGAACUAAAAUUAAAAAAAAUGGCACAAUUGCCACCCAAAAUACCUCCCAUUACCCAAAAUUUGCCUCACCAAAGAACCUUCAAUUCCUCCGCCACCACCGCCGCCGAUGCCCUUCCAACCUCAUGGGUGGACCAAUUCCUCGACUUCUCCUCCGCGAGGCGUGGGGCCCACCGCCGCUCAGCCAGCGACUCCAUCGCCUUCUUUGAAGUGGAUGAAGAAGGGGAAACUUACCACCACCACAACAUUAACAGUUCCAACUCCAUGAAUCUUGGAGCUGCCUUCGACCGCCUCGACGACCAGCAAUUGCUGUCUAUGUUCUCCGAUGAUGUGGCGGCGACCGUGCCACCAGCCACAUUGUCCUCCUCGUCGCCUGUUUCGUCCACACCGUCCGAUCAAAAUAGCAACAACGACGACAAAGCAAUGUCGUUAGAUCAUCAACAACAACAACAGCAGCAUGAACAGCGGCCUAAGACUGAACCAGGAGAGGAGGAGAGCUCCUGCAAUAUUGAAUCACAGCAGGCACCUGCAGUCCACAUUGCUGAUCCUAAGAGGGUUAGAAGAAUUUUAGCGAACCGGCAGUCUGCACAGAGAUCAAGAGUGAGGAAGUUACAAUACAUUUCAGAGCUUGAACGUAGCGUAACAACAUUACAGAGUGAAGUAUCUGCAUUGUCCCCAAGAGUUGCAUUCUUUGAUCAUCAAAGGUUAAUACUUAAUGUUGAUAAUAGUGCUUUGAAGCAAAGGAUUGCUGCUCUGGCUCAAGACAAGCUUUUCAAGGAUGCUCAUCAAGAGGCAUUGAAGAGGGAAAUUGAGAGACUAAGGCAAGUCUAUCACCAACAAAACCUCAAUAAUAAGAAGAUUAACAACAACAACAAUGCAUCCUCAUCACCAAAUUCCAACAACAUGGGCUGUACGGACAAGGAUCAUCAAGUGCUCAUCACUUCUCAACUCAGAUAAUUAAUUCAAGAAAGAAAGUGAGCAUUCAUGUGUGGUGCAUCUUCCUCUUCAUCUUCUGCUAAAAACCUUAAUUGGGUUUCACGUGCUGUGGUGCCACUGUCCAUAUCUUAUGGGUCCUCUGUGAAAAAAGCUUGUGAUAGAUACAAGACCUUCAAUGGUAGGACAACAAGGGCACGUGGACUUCUCUGAUAGGAUGGUGGUGAUAUGAUAUCAGUCAGUUUGUCUGUCUGUGUUUGUGGCUGUGGAUGUCUUUUUAGGGUAGGAGGAUUGAUAUGCUUGCUUUGCUUUUUCAAUUGAUUCUUUGUUUUUUCUCUCAAUUACUUUCUGGGAACAAAA
Molecule: messenger RNA, 1533 nt
Organism: Tripterygium wilfordii
Lineage: Eukaryota; Viridiplantae; Streptophyta; Magnoliopsida; Celastrales; Celastraceae
Product: basic leucine zipper 6-like
Biological process (GO): positive regulation of DNA-templated transcription
Cellular component (GO): nucleus
Molecular function (GO): DNA-binding transcription factor activity; DNA binding
Source: RefSeq, a predicted model, not a curated record